CUGCUUCUCCAAUGGUUAAAUUCGCAAUUCGAGAAUUUAGGGCUGGGUUUAUUUUAAGCCUAUAACCAAAUUUCUUCUGUCGCUGCUCUAUUUUUGUCCGUAUUUCACGGUUGAUGAAACGUCAACUCGGAGUAUAAUCCAAAUUCCCUACAUUACGAAGGUCACUCGAACUUCACACAUCUCUUCCACCCGGGCGCAGUGAUACCGAGAGGUCAUCUGUCUUCAAAUUGAAUCGGAACUGGGGAACGCAAGAUGUCUGGAGAUCUGCCUCUCAACAUCAACAUUAAAGAGCCACGAUGGGACCAAGGGACGUUCAUGGGGCGCGCCAAGCACUUCUUUAUGAUCACAGACCCCAGGAAUGUCCUACUGUCGUCCAGGACAUUGGAGGAGGCCAGGGUGAUUGUGGAGAACUACAGAGCCGGGGUGGUGGCGCCCGGCCUGACGGAGGACCAACUUUGGCGGGCCAAGUACGUGUACGACUCGGCCUUCCACCCCGACACGGGCGAGAAGAUGUUCGUGAUCGGCCGCAUGUCCGCUCAGGUGCCCAUGAACAUGUCCAUCACUGGCUGCAUGCUCACCUUCUACAGGACCACACCAGCGGUGGUUUUCUGGCAGUGGGUUAACCAGUCUUUCAACGCAGUGGUCAACUACACCAACCGCAGUGGAGACGCUCCCAUCACUGUCAAUCAGCUCGGUGCGGCCUACGUGAGUGCCACGACCGGUGCCGUUGUCACAGCCCUGGGCCUCAAGUCACUGGCCACGCGUCUCCCGCCCAUCGUCAGCCGCUUCGUGCCCUUUGCCGCCGUCGCCGCUGCCAACUGCAUCAACAUUCCCUUCAUGAGACAGAGGGAGUUGAAGUACGGCAUUCCCGUGACCGACGAGAACGGCAACAGGUUGGGAGAGUCUGUCAACGCGGCCCGGCAGGCCAUCAUGCAGGUGGUGGUGUCCAGGAUCGGCAUGGCGGUGCCCGCUAUGGGUAUUCCUCCCAUCAUCAUGAACGCACUGGAGAAGCGAGCCUUCAUGAAGCGUUUUCCGAUUCUCAACGCUCCGAUGCAAGUGGGACUGGUGGGCUUGUGUCUGGUGUUUGCCACUCCUCUUUGCUGUGCCCUGUUCCCACAAAAAAGUUCGAUGAAAGUGAGCGGGCUGGAGGCGGAGCUUCAGGACAAAAUACGACAAAGCAACCCGGCCACCACUGUGGUCUACUUCAACAAGGGCCUGUAGGCGCUUCAUGUGCAUGCCGCGCGCACACGUACACAGGCGCACACACACACAAUUUAUUUGUUUUGGGAGGGGGGCAAGAGGGUUCUGGUGUUUUUGAACUGCUCCCAAGUGAAGCACAAGGAGGAAAGAUGUUUGCAUGUGUACAACUAACUUGUACAGUAUUUAGCCAUGAACUUGAAUGUAACCUCACUGUCCUCUUGUAGUACUCCACCGGUACUAUGAUUGAAUUAUCUCGACUGCGGCUUGUUGUUGUUGUUGUCCUCGCUGUUCAAGUGGUGCACCUUUCCGUUAAAUUAGGCGUAGGCAACCCACGGCCUGAAGAGAGAGCACUUAAUCCGGCGGCCGUGCAAUUAUAAAACCAGAAAUGCUCACAAUAAACCAAUACAGUGGAACACUUAAUUCCAGUCAUAUGAUUGAAAGAGUGAAAUUCAUUUUGAUUUCAUUCUGAGUGAAAUGAUUCCAAAUUUUAAUCACGACGGGGGGGGGGGGGG
Messenger RNA from Hippocampus zosterae (dwarf seahorse), 1712 nucleotides. RefSeq names its product sideroflexin 3 (gene sfxn3). NCBI's taxonomy places the organism in Eukaryota, Metazoa, Chordata, Actinopteri, Syngnathiformes, Syngnathidae. The transcript has 11 exons. Gene Ontology annotation, cellular component: mitochondrial inner membrane. Gene Ontology annotation, molecular function: monoatomic ion transmembrane transporter activity. The record is from RefSeq and is a predicted model, not a curated record. The coding region runs from base 253 to 1221 and encodes 322 amino acids. Gene Ontology annotation, biological process: monoatomic ion transport; serine import into mitochondrion.